Jaculus jaculus (lesser Egyptian jerboa) is the source of this 717-nucleotide messenger RNA. It is a transcript of the gene Nkx2-8, whose product is annotated as NK2 homeobox 8. Gene Ontology annotation, cellular component: nucleus. The transcript has 2 exons. Bases 1 to 717 code for a protein of 238 amino acids. Gene Ontology annotation, molecular function: DNA-binding transcription factor activity, RNA polymerase II-specific; RNA polymerase II cis-regulatory region sequence-specific DNA binding. The record is from RefSeq and is a predicted model, not a curated record. Gene Ontology annotation, biological process: regulation of transcription by RNA polymerase II; cell differentiation. NCBI's taxonomy places the organism in Eukaryota, Metazoa, Chordata, Mammalia, Rodentia, Dipodidae.
AUGGCCACCUCUGGACGCCUCAACUUUACCGUGCGCAGCAUCUUGAAUCUACCGGAGCAGGACGCGCAGCCCCGAGCGAGGCAGGAGCUAGAGACUUGCGUUCCGCAGGCCCAGCCCUGCGCCGCCUGGCUGGAGUCGGAACGCAGCCACUACGCCUCCUCGGACGAAGGCAGCUCGGAGAGCAGCCCGCUGGACUCGUCGCCCCAGUCGCUGUCCGUCCUGCCCGCGUCGCCAGGCUCCGGCGCCGAGAAGAGGAAGAAGCGGCGCGUGCUCUUCUCCAAGGCGCAGACCCUGGAGUUGGAGCGGCGCUUCCGGCAGCAGCGCUACUUGUCGGCGCCGGAGCGGGACCAACUGGCGCGCCUGCUACGCCUCACGCCCACGCAGGUCAAGAUCUGGUUCCAGAACCAUCGCUACAAGCUGAAGCGCGCGCGCGCUCCUGGGGCCACCGAAUCGCCGGAGCCCUCAGCUUCCGCCGAGCUGCCCGCUGCUCCCGGCCUGCUGCGCCAGGUGGUGGUGCCGGUGCUGGUGCACGACCGGCCGCUGUACCGCGGCGGGGCCGAGGGGGUCCCCGCGGCUGUUCGGGACAAGUGCCGUGCACCCCAGACCUUCGCCGGCCCCCUACCCGGCUACACGAGCUUCGGGCCGGGCUCGGCGCUCGGUCUCUUCCCGGCCUACCAGCACCUAGCGCCCCCAGCUCUGCUCUCCUGGAACUGGUGA